UUCAAGUCGCCGGAGAAAUUUUACGACGAAAUUGUACAAACUGUCGGCAACAUUGUGAUCCUGAAAUUUGGCAACCCUGCUCAACUUCACCCCCAUCAAAAUGGUGUUUCGCAGUGUUAUCUUUUUACGUGUUUCGCGAUUUAUACGUGUUCAAAGCUUGUAUGAUUGAUGUACGUAGACAUAGGCCUACUACGUAGGUAAUUACGUAUCUCACGAGUUAGAUAGCUUUGAAGUUGCGAUUUUGUGCGUUUCUUUCCAAAAAAAGUUUUUAUUCGAAUUGAAAUCAAUUAGAAUUUGAGAUUUUUCUAGUCAUUUGGGUCAAGGAUUGCUGCCUCGAUCAAAUCAGUCGUGUUCAAAGGCUCUUUCAAAGUUUCCCUCUUGUGAUCAGUUGAAUUUGUGAACUUUGUCGGAUAUUGCGAGUACAUCAAUGGCAGAAAACCGAAGAUUCGUUGGUAGCCAACGUGGUGGGUUGAUGUUGAUGCCCGUCACGAAAUUCUGUUCGUUCCGUUGGCCAAUUGAACAAAUCUCGUUUCGCUUCAGACAACUAAACAAUUUUCAAUCGUGUGAAUUUUCAGCUGACGAUGAUAAUUUAAUUUGGGUUUUGCAGAUGGUAUUUAUUAGGGAAGCUUACGAUCCGAACAUCGUCAGUGCUGCCAUUCUCUUACACUCUGAUUGGAAAUACAAAGGCUGUAGCGACCUAUUCGGGUGCGGUAGAAUUGCGAUUCUGAACUGCAACGAGAACGAAGUAAUCAAGUGUCAAAAUUUCAACUUCAACUUUACAUUCAGUGACCCGUGUACUAUGAUUGAUUUAAAAGCCCAUGAUCUAGCCGGACGGCAAUUUCCAGGAGAUAAAAUGAUAGUUCGUUGCGAGCUGAGUUACAGGUGCGUAAGAGGAGAAUACAGUAGAGCCUCAUCGGAUUUCCGAUCUAGCCACUCAGAUUUCCGACCUAGCUACUCGAAUACAGCUGCUGAUUCGUCCGCCACCCUUACUAGUGAUCUAGAACGGAUCCUGAAAGAUGAACUUUUCACCGAUGUGACUAUUUCACUGAGAGGUAAAAAUUAUCCGCUUCAUAGAGCCUUCUUAGCUGCUCGCAGUCCGGUUUUCAAAAGCAUGUUUAGUACAAGCAGCAAUGAGAAUAACGUCGUUAAAAUCGACAAUAAUAUGUAUCGAGAUACUUUCGAUAAAAUGCUCUUAUACAUUUAUACGGGAAAGGCGGAAGAGUUAGAAAAAUGGGCUUUGCACUUACUACCAGCUGCGGAAAAGUAUAAGCUCGAAGAAUUGAAGCAGAUGUGCGAAGAAACCAUGAUCAAGGAUUUAUCGGUGACUAAUGUUCCCCUUUAUUUACUGAAGGCGGAUGAAAAUGGUGCUGAAAGAUUGAAGGAGAAUUGUCUUCGAUUUAUCCGAGCAAAACGCGCACAGUUCCAGAAUAUUAGAACUACCGAACUUUGGGAUGCUGUGAAAAGGGAUCGUCCUCAGUUGCUGGAAGAUUUGCUGGCUAUUUUCUUUUAUUUUUAAAAUAGAUAUAUUUUUGGUGUAACUAAAGUAUUGGUUGGUAUUUUUAUAUUUUUUGAGGUUGACUCAUUAUAAAUUGUUGUGUCGGAA
Messenger RNA from Planococcus citri (citrus mealybug), 1603 nucleotides. RefSeq names its product speckle-type POZ protein-like B. The record is from RefSeq and is a predicted model, not a curated record. Gene Ontology annotation, biological process: proteasome-mediated ubiquitin-dependent protein catabolic process; regulation of proteolysis. Gene Ontology annotation, molecular function: ubiquitin protein ligase binding. The transcript has 3 exons. NCBI's taxonomy places the organism in Eukaryota, Metazoa, Arthropoda, Insecta, Hemiptera, Pseudococcidae. The coding region runs from base 428 to 1516 and encodes 362 amino acids. Gene Ontology annotation, cellular component: cytoplasm.